AUGUAUCUUGCUUGUGAGAGGAGUGGCCAAUAUAGAGCAACAAAGAAGUUAAAACAUGAUGGCAACAAUACAUCAAGAAUAACCGGUACGAAGAAGUGUGGUUGUCCUUUUGAUAUGAGGGCUCACAGGUUUACCACACACGAUGAAUGGACAUUGACCGUAGUAUGCGGAUUGCAUAAUCAUCCACCUGCAGAGCACCUCGAGGGACAUUUAUAUGCGGGGAGGCUAUCAAAGGAUGAGAAAGCAUUGUUAAUGGAUAUAUCAAAGAGCAUGGUUCGGCCAAAAGAAAUCCUAGUAACCUUGAAACAGCAAGAUGCCCUCAAUGUAAGCACACUUAAAACCAUUUACAAUGUACGCCAUCGAAACAGGGUGGCACAGAGAGCUGGAAGAUCACAGAUGCAACACUUAUUGGGUGAAUUGGCCAAGUAUAAUUACAUUGAGCGCCAUCGAUAUCGGCUUCCUCUUCUUGAAAUUGUGGGAGUGACAUCAACUGAAAUGACAUUCUCUGUAGCUUUUGCAUACUUACAGUAUGAGAGGGUCGAUAACUAUGCGUGGGUGUUAGCCACAUUACGUGAUGUCAUGGAUGGGUUUGUUGUGCCAACAGUUAUUGUUACUGACAGAGAGCUAGCCUUGAUGAAUGCCAUACAGAAGAUAUUCCCGAGUGCCAGACAUUUAUUAUGUCGUUGGCAUAUCAUGUAUUCAUCUUCUGAAAUUCAAUACGAGGAGCGUCUUAAAUCAUUACUUAAGGAAUUCAGUAGUUAUCCUGAUGCAGUCAAAUAUGUCAUGGAUACUUGGUUGGUUCCUUACAAGGACAAAUUUGUGGCGGCAUGGACAGACACGUGUAUGCAUUGUGGCAAUGUUACAACGAACCAGGCUGAGAGUGCACAUGCAAAACUUAAAAGACAAUUGGAUUCAUGUCAAGUCUCAUUUCAGGCAUCAUUUGAGAACAUACACAGUCUGCUUGAGUUGCAACACACUAAUAUCAAGGCUUCAUUUGUGAAAAGUCUAACUAUUGUGCAACAUCAAUUUAAACCUUCUCAAUUCAGGGAGCUACGGGGGAAUGUGUCUAUCUCUGCAUUAGAGUAUUUGCUUGUCGAGAGUAAGAGAGCCAAUUCCAUUGGUAUUGAUGUUGAAGCUUGUGGAUGCGUCCUUCGCCACACUCAUGGUUUAUCUUGCGCCCAUGAGAUUGCUUACUACAUCAGACAAGAUCGUCCUAUACCACUUGCUACCAUACACUCACAGUGGAGGCAACUUCAUAUCUCCAUAUGCAAGAAAGAAGAGGAAACAGAGGUGACUUGUCAUGCAGAAGUAGAGUUAUUUGUCAACAAGUUUAAUGAAAGUGAUAGAACCAUGCGAUUGGAGCUUUUGAAGAAGUUGAAAGAGAUUGUAUAUCCGGGAAGCUCUUUUCUUGUUGAGCCGGAGGUGAAGCCCAAAGCACGUCCUCGGGAUCAUAAGAAGAUCAAUGUUUCUACCCGUCGUGACCUGUGUGCAUUUGAGUUAGUGCAAUCUGGACAUGAUUCCUUCUUACCUAGGGACACUCAAAUCACUACAUUAGCUUCUACUUUGCAAACCAAGAAGAAGCGACCUGUUAAGGGAAAGGAGAAGGUGAACCCGAAAGGGAAGGCAUACAUUACUAGAACAGUGAAACCUGGUGCAUAUGUUGAUGCUUUCCUUACUGGGUUAAAACCAUACAUUAAGUUUGUCAAGGAUCAGCACGGCCCAGUAAUGCAAUAUAAUACACAACAGGACAGGACUUUGAACAAAUUAUUUAUUUUGGAAUAG
Camellia sinensis is the source of this 1782-nucleotide messenger RNA. NCBI's taxonomy places the organism in Eukaryota, Viridiplantae, Streptophyta, Magnoliopsida, Ericales, Theaceae. The record is from RefSeq and is a predicted model, not a curated record.